AUGAGGUUGUCUCUGUUACACAAUUGCGUUCGUCGUGCGAUCCGACAUGGAAAAAAUGAAGUAAACAAAACUCAACCAUUCUCGCUUACCACCCAUCUGAUAAGGGAAUUUUUAAUUCGAUUAGGAAAAUCAGUUGGAAUUUUGUCUGUGGCUGUCGUAUUUGUUGAUGUCAUUGGCUAUCCAGCAAGUAUUACUGGAUCAUCGAUGGAGCCAACGCUACAUGGCAUUGACAAGAAAUGGUGGAAACGGGACAUCGUCUGGUUAUCACGUUUUGGUUUAGAUAGACCAGAGAUCGGACAAAUUUACACGUUUAUACCGCCAAAUGAUCCGGAUAAACGUCACAUAAAGCGCAUCACUGCUGUGGAUGGUGACAUAAUCAGGCCAAAACGAGGACCAAGUUUUUUGGAAAUACCAAAUGGUUGCUAUUGGAUGGAAUCAGACAACCCUAACAACUACUCCGACAGUAGAUUAUAUGGUCCGGUUUCCGGAGGAUUGUUAACGGCCCGAGCUACGCAUAUCAUUUGGCCCCCGAAACGAUGGCGUACCAUUAAAACAGAAGUGUUGGAGCACAAUACUAUCCCCAUCUCAAAACGACACUCAUUUUUCGGAAUGGAUUUUCCGUGGUGA
Cercopithifilaria johnstoni is the source of this 627-nucleotide messenger RNA. The record is from the annotation of a GenBank genome assembly. Lineage: Eukaryota; Metazoa; Nematoda; Chromadorea; Rhabditida; Onchocercidae.